This is a messenger RNA of Abrus precatorius (Indian licorice), 576 nucleotides long. RefSeq names its product vacuolar iron transporter homolog 4-like. The coding region runs from base 94 to 576 and encodes 160 amino acids. Gene Ontology annotation, biological process: intracellular manganese ion homeostasis. The record is from RefSeq and is a predicted model, not a curated record. Gene Ontology annotation, cellular component: membrane. NCBI's taxonomy places the organism in Eukaryota, Viridiplantae, Streptophyta, Magnoliopsida, Fabales, Fabaceae. The transcript has a single exon. Gene Ontology annotation, molecular function: iron ion transmembrane transporter activity; manganese ion transmembrane transporter activity.
GAAGAGAGCAACGUUGACUACUCUCAGAGGGCACAAUGGCUCCGAGCAGCUGUGUUGGGAGCCAAUGAUGGGUUGGUCUCAGUUGCAUCAUUGAUGAUGGGUGUUGGAGCUGUUAAGGAAAACAUCACAGCCAUGCUUCUUGCUGGCUUUGCAGGCUUAAUAGCUGGGGCUUGUAGCAUGGCAAUUGGAGAAUUUGUCUCUGUGUAUACUCAGUAUGACAUAGAGAUGGCUAAAAUAAAAAGAGAUAAACAAGUUACUAUUGGUCAUGUAGGUGAAUUAGAAACUCAAAGGGAGAAACUACCAAAUCCAUUUCAGGCUGCUAUAGCAUCAGCACUUGCAUUUUCUGCGGGUGCUGUGGUGCCACUUCUAGCAGCUGCAUUCAUUAGGGGCUAUAAGAUUAGGCUAGCUGUUGUUGUUUCUGUGACUAGUUUGGCGUUGUUUGUAUUUGGAGGGGCAGGAGCAGUGCUAGGAAAAACACCAGUGAUAAAGUCCUGUGUCAGAGUGCUAAUUGGAGGUUGGAUGGCUUUGGCCACUACAUUUGGCCUUACCAGGUUAUUUGGAUCAGCUGGACUUUGA